AUGUCUUCACAAAAGCAAAAAGUAUCGGCAACUGCAUCGCCAUACCCAUACGCAGCAGCUCCCGACAUCAUUCGUGCACACCAAAAAGAUGCAUACUUUUCGGGAGUGCUCACCAACCAACUGACCGACUUGCAUCGUCGAUUUCUGGGAGCUCGAUCUGCUCAUGCUUGGUCAGGCAAUGCGCGCACCACGGCCGAACUUCUUUAUCUGGCCUUGACCACUCUUAUUGGUAACCGGACAUUGGGAGAGGAAUACUGUGACUUGGUUCAAGUAGAAGCCUCAGAGCCAGCACCUUUGUCAAUACUCAGUCGAGGACAGAAGAGCAACACGGGCAACGAUGGAAAUCAUGAUCAAGGUAUACCGGGCCCUAGGCUCCCUUCAAUCACUCGACGGGCUGCCUACAUCACCCUAAGUAUUCUCGUUCCGCAUUUUUUCUCUCGCUUCAUGCCCACAAUACGUGCAGCUAUACGCCGCCGCCUGGAAGCUCGUCUGCACACACUCGCAGCCCGUGCUGGUCGCAAACCACAAGCUGCCAACAAGGGCAAAGCUGGUGAGCCACCGAAACUGCCUCUCGAAGCCCACAUAGAGCGCUAUAUUCUCGCGCAUCUCCCGGCCCUGACGAGUGGUGGUCCUUGGCAGGCUGCUGCACUGGCAGCCUUUUACUUUGGUGGGGCGUACUAUGGUCUCGCGAAACGUCUCGUCGGGUUGCGUUACGUCUUCACGCGAGACAUCACCGCCGGCGGCACACAAAAUAACCGUGCCGGCUACGAGGUUCUAGGUGUACUGCUGGUGGUGCAAUUCACCGUCCAGGCCUACAUCAAUGCUCGUUGUCUUCUAGCUGCCACUGCCCACACUUCUGCUUCAUCUCAAUCCCGAACCGAGCAGGAUGAAGACAACGAGGCGAACCUAGAGGCAGAUGCUGAGGAUGGAUUUGCUGUACAUGAGCCAAAUCGCCACCCGCACACCUUUGGUGUCGAGGUCUCGUUGGACCACGCGCAUUCGUAUACGGCAAACAACUUUGUCCUCCUACCAGGCGACGACCAAAACCAAGCACCUGCAUCCACAAUCGACAUAUCCAAGGCAACCCACACGCCCAUCAUGCCGCGUGGCGGCGCACGUUACGACUUGGCCAACCCUAAAGUCAUGUGCUGGAUCAAGGGAGAGCAGCAAAGGCGUUGUACAUUGUGCCUGGAGGGACUUCGAGAUCCCUCGGCCACUCCAUGCGGUCACGUUUUCUGCUGGUCAUGCAUCGGCGAUUGGGUCCGCGAGAAGCCGGAAUGUCCCCUUUGCAGGCGAGAGGCUUUAGUGCAGCACAUUUUACCACUGAGAGCUCCUAUUGCUGCUUGA
This is a messenger RNA of Pyricularia grisea, 1347 nucleotides long. RefSeq lists its product as uncharacterized. The transcript has a single exon. Gene Ontology annotation, molecular function: zinc ion binding. Gene Ontology annotation, biological process: protein import into peroxisome matrix. Bases 1 to 1347 code for a protein of 448 amino acids. The record is from RefSeq and is a predicted model, not a curated record. NCBI's taxonomy places the organism in Eukaryota, Fungi, Ascomycota, Sordariomycetes, Magnaporthales, Pyriculariaceae. Gene Ontology annotation, cellular component: peroxisomal membrane.